Molecule: messenger RNA, 4220 nt
Organism: Bombyx mori (domestic silkworm)
Lineage: Eukaryota; Metazoa; Arthropoda; Insecta; Lepidoptera; Bombycidae
Product: nose resistant to fluoxetine protein 6
Exons: 12
Coding region: 295-2133 (612 amino acids)
Molecular function (GO): acyltransferase activity, transferring groups other than amino-acyl groups
Source: RefSeq, a predicted model, not a curated record
UGAAAUAGCCUCUCAAGGCUAUCAGCAUAGGUAGGAUUAAAAAAAAAAAACGUCGGCAACUUAAAGGCUUAAUAUAGCCGGCGUAUUCUAAAUACGAAAUAUUAAAAUUUUAAAAAUAUCAACACACACAUAGACAAACUUCCGUCAUUUUACGUAUUAUUUGAUUUCGUUCCAAUAAUAAAGCGAGUGUGUGAUGCAUCAGAUCGGUACAGUCGCGAGAUAGGGCGAGCGGAGAUCGGUUCAUGCGACAAUACGAAACCUCAUUUUAAUUUGUCGCAAUUUUAAAUUGUCGUAAUGAAUAAUUAUAAUGCAUUUUGUGUUUGUUGGUGCGUUUUAUUCGGUAUUGUUAUGUCAGCGAGUGAAUUUACAGAUGAAGAGUACUAUCACCUGCCGGAUCUGUACCAUUUGGACGACUACACGAAAUGUCUGUCGCAGAAACAGGGCCUGUAUUGCCUGGGAACUUUCGAACUGUCACCAGCUGAAGAACAGAGUCCAGUUUUCGAUCUUAUCAAGGUGUAUUCAGAAAACCCUCAUCACUUCAACCGCACGAUCAUACAGCGCGGCUGGUGCGUCAGCAGUCGCAGCCUAAGAACCGAAGCCGAGCCGGUGCGCAGAUUCACGAAAUGCGGUCAAGAUUGGGCCCGCUCCCGGGGGAUGAACGCUCGCCUGCUAAAACUCGAAUAUUGCCGAACUCACGAUGAAGCAAAAACUCCGAACGCUUCGGACUUGCCAGAAAGAGUGUUCCUCUGUGCAAUUAUCUGUAUUCUAAUCUUCAACGUCAUCGGAACGGCCUACGAUUUAUGGAAAGGAAACGAAGAAAACAAAAACAAAAUUCUAAUGGCGUGGUCUAUGCCCAGCAACUGGUCGCGCUUGACGUCAUCCUUGUCGAAUGAAGAUCCUCGACUUUCAUGCUUAGCGCCGUUUCAGGGAGCAAGAGUCAUCGUAAUGACCUUGGUGCUGUGGGGUCAUGUGUUUUUCUCACACGCGUUGGUGUAUCUCCAGAACCCACGAGAUUACGAAAAAUCUCUCCACGGCGUUAUUGGCGCACUGGUUUAUAAUGGGACAUCCAUAGUGCAGAUGUUCGUUAUUUUUUCAAACUUCCUCUGCGCAUACAAUCUACUAUUGCCGUCAAAUAAAAAACCGCUCACGCUAAGCAUGUUCCCGAAGCAAAUCGUCAAGAGAUAUAGCAGAAUAACUCCUAUGAACUUGCUCCUGGUGGGCUACGGAGCCACGUGGUGGGUUCAUAGCCGCGACGGUGCAUUAUGGCCGGUCCUAGUUGGAAACGAGAAGAUUUUUUGCGAACAAAAGUUCUGGUCUCAUGCGCUGUACAUCAAUAACUUUUACAUGCCUGAAAACGUUUGUUUCAUACAGACAUGGUUCUUAGCGGUUGACAUGCAGCUCCAUAUCCUAGCUCUCAUUCUGACUUUGUGUCUGGCUAAGCACCGACGCCAUGCCCUACGCAUCCUCGGAAGCCUGUUCGUACUAUCCUGUGCUGGUCUAAGCUUAAUGGUGUACUUAAACAACUACUCGACGUUAUUACAAAUCGCUGAACCUGAUAAUGCACGCACGAUGCUCCGUAAUAAGCCGUCGUUUUACGAAAUGUACGUGAAUCCAUUUAACUCGCUACCAGCUUGCCUGAUGGGUUUGUUUCUGGCUCAUCUACUUUACGAAUUACAAGAAAACGGAUAUAAAUUUCACGAAUGCAAAUGGCUGAAGUACUCUCACGCUUUAAUGAUACCGCUGUACAUAUUAUGGCUGUUUUGCGGGAUUUAUUUCAGAGAACUAAAAUCUAAUAUAGACACAGCUCUAUUCAUUGGAUUGGAUCGACUGCUAUUCUGUUCAAUAUUCGCAGUAAAACUAAUGGGAUUUACGACAAUUCAAUCCCGGGCACGCAAAUUCUUUUCAUGGCGCGGCUGGGACGUAUUCGCCAGGAUGUCUCUGUCCGUCAUGAUGAUUCACUGGGUGGUCAACGUGACCAUUGUUGCAGCCAGACCUACACGGACCUUCACUAGUUUUAUAGACGUGUCCAUAGACGCGGCGGCAACGAUAGUGUUUACUUACAUCAUGGCUGCGCCAGCGACGAUCCUGGUGGAAAUGCCGAUGCAACGAUUUCUUGAUAACUUCACACGAUGAAAUACAGUGAACUGUGUAGCCUUGUGUGUUUAGUGUAUAGGAUCCGAGUCACACGGACUGUUCGACUGGUGUGAAAAUAAAAAAACAAGCUCUCACAUUACGCGCCGAGACGAGAUGAAAGCAAUAAUUCUAGCGAAGAUUAAGCACGGGUAUAGGUUAUAAAAUUGCCCAUUGUGAACUGACCUUUCAAUCAGGUGAAAAUUGUUCACAGAAUAAGCACAACAUAAACAAAUUUAUCAUUACGGAUGUAUGACAAUGAUUCGAUUGGUUCGCCUUUGAAUUUUGCUGGAUUAAAAUUCACGUGACGUAUAGUGGUGGUUGUAGAAUUGUGCUUGCGUAGCUGGAAUAGCAUCUUAAUCUACCAGCGAAUAGAUUGAAAAAAAAAUGUACUUGCUUUUAUCUUUGAUGCAUAAUUGAGGCCGUCAGCGCAAAAGUGGCCUAGCCCAAAAUUUUUCAUAAUCAUGCUUAUAAUUGUAUGGCCUAUGUCCAACAGUGGGCAGAUAAAGGCUGAUGAUGAUGAUGAUGAUGAUGCUUAUAAUUAUGUAUAUUGCAAUUUAUUUAAAAUAAUGUAAUAAAUAAUGCAAAACCGGCCUAUCCAUAGUUUCACCGGCCUAUCCAUAGUUAGAUAACAGAUGGCUUUGUAAACAUUAUUUUUGCGCGUAUUGUUUUUUUGGCCUACUCAAAUUCAAAUUCAUGAAAACUUAAACCUAAUUGCUAGCGUAAUAACUAUGGUAAGCUUAAGCCACUUUUGCGCUGCCGGCCUCAAUUAAUAUAGUGUUAAAUGUAGUAGAAAAAAAUGUAGAUAACAAUAUAAGUAAAGUUGGAGAAUUUUGCAUAGAUAUGUACGUUUCGAAUGUGGACCCCUUUUUGCAGUCAUAUAGGAAGACAAUCUUGAAAAAUUGACAGUAACUGUCAAGAUUGCAGGCAAAGGUCUCGUGGCCGCAAUCCAAUGCGCUGAUGCGACCAAAUCCGCACAUAAUGCGUCCAUGCAAAAUAGGUAAAUAUAGUUUAAAAGCUUAAUAAAACCGCUGUUUUAUGAUCCAUGUAGGCAGACGAGCAUACGGCCAAUCCGGUGGUGAGUGGUUACCGUCGCCCAUGGAUGUCAGCCAAUGCUAGGGGUAAAGACAAGCUACUGCCUAUCUUAAAUAGCAAACCGAACCAGAAAUAAUAAUUUUAUCAUAAGACCAAAGUAAUAAAAUAAGUAUUAUUAUCGAUCCUUCAUACGUAUGCAUUUUUUUAACUGUCCAACUUGAAGUUUGUGAAGAUUACUUUGAAAUACCCUGUUACAUAGAUAGAUAACAUAUCAUAUAAAUAAAUAAUGUUAGUUCGGCUCAAUAUUUUAUUUUAUAAACUACUUUUAUUUAGAAUACAUUUAUUUAAGUAGCUGACUUCAAAAUUAUGAUCUAGAGGCCGUGACCUUAACGUAAAGACAAAAAAAAAGUUAUAAUUUAAAAGCGAUAUCUGUGCGGAGACAAAUGAUUCAUUUACUACGUCAUUCAGUGUGCUUAGUGCGAGUUUCUUAACGUUCUCGACAGCGUAAAAGUUAAGCCAAUUUUGUAUGCAAUUGGAACAGCGCCCCUAGCGGCAAACGCAGGCAAACGUUUUAACUCCAUACAAACAUGAGCUAACUUUCACGCUAUCGAGAACGUUCAAAAACUCGCACUAAGCGCUCUGAAUCCAAGAGUGGCUGUAUUUAAAGGGAGUCAGUCUUAUUAGUUCGAAGCGGGGAGCGUUUUAUUGACGAUUUUAUUAAUUUUAUUUUUCAUUUACAGUAACACAUACACAGGUGUUUGUAAUAAACCAGUAAAAUAAUAUAAAACGUCUUAAAACAACCUAUUAAUAAUGUUUAUUUUAAUACAGAAUAACGAAUUAAACAAUGACUUGAAUAAUUCAUAUCAUAUCAUACUGCUGUAAUGUACACAAUAAUAUGUAAUGUAAAUACGCUAUUAUUUAAAAAGAUGUUUUUAGUAUUUAGUUACCUCAUAUUAAUUAAUGUUUGUGAUAAUAAUUCAUAUUUUAGACAUAAAUUAGAACUGACUGGAUAAGAAUGAAUUUCAUUAAAUAAUAAAGAAGUAAUUUUAUAAUCA